AUGGAGAGUAAGGAGAGCGGGGAGAGGAUGGAGAAGGUGGAGGUGGGCGACGGCGGGAAGAAGCCGGAGGAGGGGACCAAGCAGGCGGCGGCGCCGGUGUGCUUCAAGAAGCCGGCGGGCGAGGACACCGGCAUCCUGGAGACCACCAAGGACUACUUCAAGCAGCUCAAGGACACCAGCGCCGACACGCACUGGGACUGCAUCAAGAACCGGUUCCGCGCCGCCGGCGACUACAUCUCCAACAAGACCAGCUCGGUGGCGAUUAACCUGUACAGGCAUCCGGAUUUCCUGAUUCUUGCUGUCAAAGUUGGGGUAACCUUGCUAGUUGCUGCCUCUGUGUUUGGCAGGCAGAAGGUGGAGCCUGAGGCCAAGGAGGAGACCCCGGGGGCGAAGCCAGAAGGGGCACCGGCGGCAGCUGAGACUCAGUGA
Messenger RNA from Triticum turgidum subsp. durum (durum wheat), 429 nucleotides. NCBI's taxonomy places the organism in Eukaryota, Viridiplantae, Streptophyta, Magnoliopsida, Poales, Poaceae. The record is from the annotation of a GenBank genome assembly.